Molecule: messenger RNA, 2463 nt
Organism: Oncorhynchus nerka (sockeye salmon)
Lineage: Eukaryota; Metazoa; Chordata; Actinopteri; Salmoniformes; Salmonidae
Product: mitochondrial glutamate carrier 1-like
Exons: 11
Coding region: 165-1115 (316 amino acids)
Biological process (GO): malate-aspartate shuttle; L-glutamate transmembrane transport; aspartate transmembrane transport
Molecular function (GO): L-glutamate transmembrane transporter activity; L-aspartate transmembrane transporter activity
Source: RefSeq, a predicted model, not a curated record
UGUGAUUGGUCCAGAAGGAGGGUGGCUGUACAGUCAUAUUCUUCUGAAAGCAUGGCUCAAUGAAUGAACACUCUUCAUUUCAGGUAGCCAGCCAACACAACAUUGAGAUCACAUUUACAGAUACACAGACAGAGAAACUGCUAAGGUAACUGUGUCUCAGAUAGAUGGCUGACAAGCAGAUCAGUUUACCUGCCAAAUUGAUCAACGGGGGAAUUGCUGGACUGAUUGGUGUGACAUGUGUAUUUCCUAUUGACCUAGCCAAGACCCGUCUCCAGAACCAGCAAAAUGGUUCCCGUCUCUACACCAGCAUGUCAGAUUGCCUUAUCAAGACCAUCCAAUCAGAGGGGUACUUUGGCAUGUACAGAGGUGCUGCUGUGAACCUGACUCUGGUCACUCCAGAGAAGGCCAUCAAACUAGCUGCCAAUGACUUCUUUAGACAGCACCUGUCCAAGGAUGGUCAGAAGCUUAGCCUGCUGAGGGAGAUGCUGGCGGGUUGUGGUGCUGGUACAUGUCAGGUCAUCAUCACCACUCCCAUGGAGAUGCUAAAGAUUCAGUUACAGGAUGCAGGGCGGAUAGAGGCUCAGAGGAAGCUGAUGUCCCAGGCUGCAGUUAGGGCCCCUGGGGGCCCAGUGGAGUUGAGGUCCCAUACAGCAAUGCAGCUCACCCGGGAGCUGCUGAGGAGCCAGGGCAUUGCCGGGCUCUACAAGGGCCUGGGGGCCACACUCCUGAGGGACGUGCCAUUCUCCAUAAUCUACUUCCCCCUGUUUGCCAAUCUGAACAGUCUUGGUGGCCGUGGGGCUGAUGGCCCCGCUCCCUUUUAUGUGUCCUUUGCAUCAGGCUGCAUCGCUGGCAGUACAGCUGCUGUGGCAGUUAAUCCUGUGGAUGUGAUUAAGACCAGAAUUCAGACCAUGACACGGGGAAGUCAGGAGGACACCUACGGCGGAGUGACAGACUGCAUCAGGAAGAUUCUACGCCAAGAGGGUCCCUCUGCUUUCCUGAAGGGGGCGCACUGCCGUGCUCUGGUCAUUGCUCCCCUCUUUGGCAUCGCACAGGUGGUCUACUUCCUGGGAGUGGGAGAGUUCCUUCUCAGCUUCCUGCCUCAACAGAACAACUAGUAUUGCACUCUCACACACAGCCCACAUUGGAGCCAGGUAAUCUGUCACUUUCCUUUCAGACACAGCCCACAUUAGCCUAAGCCCUAAGGAGUUAGUCAGAGAGAGACAGAACGGUGUGUGUGUUCUAGACCAAAGUUUGUUCUCUGCACCUGUUGAGGGUGUUCUGAUAGGUCAUCAUUUAUUAUAUCCCCUACCUGAGAUGAAUUACAGUAAACAUUUACAUUUAGGUCUUUUUUAUAACUAUAUGAUAAUAAUUCAAUAUCAUUUCAAGUGUACUUUUAGUUGUGCUUUAUCAAGGUUUAGUCAUGGAAUUAUCUUUAUUGUUUUUACUAAGAUGAUGCAAUCAUGAUAUAUAAAUCUGUCAAACAUGACUGUACUGUAAUAUCUUCUGUCUGUAUUGAUGCUAUUUUUUGUUGUGGUUUUGUGGCUGUUUUGCACAGCUUCUGUACCUCUUUCCAAAUGGUGUUUCCCUCUUCAUCCAUAAAGAAGCUUUAGAAUUGCAUUCUUCUUCCAAGAAUGCAUUGAGUAUUUCAUCACAGUGAUACUAAGAUCUGAUCUGAGGUGUAUUCACUAUUCAGGAUUACCAAAGAUAACAUAAGAUGUUGGCAGAUGUUGGAAACGAUGUACUCAAGCUGUGGGCCUUGAAAGAGCCAACAUUGCCUGCAGAAAACGUCACUGGUUGGUGACAUUGGUGACUACACACCAAACACAAUUAGUUCCCCAGCCACCAUGUUGGCACCAUUUUGUAACUAGAUGUCAGUUCAGGGACCUGCCUGAAUUUGUCCGAUAGAAACUCUCACUUUUGUGGGCAAAAUGUUUUCUGUUUGAAGUAAACGGUUUCUGUUAGAAAACAUUUUGCAACAGACAAAACAUUUUGCAACAGAAUCUGCGUAAUGAAUACACCCCACGGUUCUGAGAGUGGCAAUUCACUCACAGCACUCAGCCAGAGUCAAGUCAUCAAAUCAAAAAGAUAAAAACUCACCCUUGACAUUUUUGCAAGCCCAUCGCCAUUAUCAUUACUGAAAGGUACAUUUGUAGACCCUGUAUGACCCUGUAUCAUAGUAACCUAGAUUCUAUAUUGUGCUAGUUCUUUCCUGGACCGUUAUUCCCUCUUUUUAGGAGGACAAAUGCACGUCCAAGCACUUUUAUGUCGCCACCCCUCUUCCCUCCCCUGUAGAUAUGGUGGGUGUUGGGUUAUCAGUUUGGAGUUGUGAAUAUGGAUGUGCACUGAAGGUGUAAAACAGACUGACAGCUAUUGUAUUAUUCAUUUGAGGUAAAAUAAGAACAGAAAAAAUGUAUUCCUCUCGUAUAUAUUGCUGUCUGAAAAAAAAUGAAUGGGAUUGUGCUA